This is a messenger RNA of Clonostachys rhizophaga, 1782 nucleotides long. The record is from the annotation of a GenBank genome assembly. NCBI's taxonomy places the organism in Eukaryota, Fungi, Ascomycota, Sordariomycetes, Hypocreales, Bionectriaceae.
AUGGCUCUAUAUUUCGGGAACCCAAAAAGAGAAAGUUGGGAUUUUAUUGUGUGUGGCGGCGGCACCACGGGCAGUGUGAUUGCCGGUCGGUUGGCUGAAGAUCCCAAUGUGAAUGUGCUGGUCCUCGAGGCCGGUCCACUUAGCGAGGAUUUAGAGAAUGUGUCCAUGGUCGGAGGGUGGUCUGGGAACUUUGACAAGGAGACAGACUGGAACAUCGUCACUGUUCCAGGUAGCGGUAUCAACAAUCGGCAAGUUAACUUGAGCCGUGGAAAGUUCCUUGGCGGCUCUUCGGGCUGCAAUGGAACGCUCUGUAUACGUGGAUCAAAGCAAGACUACGACGACUGGGACCUACCAGGCUGGUCAGGGGAGGAAUUCUUCAAAUACAUGAGAAAGGCCGAAUCUUUCAAAGGAAAACCAUGGUUCAAUGCAUCUGAAGAAUCGCAUGGGUACAGCGGUCAUCUCGGAACAGAACCACAUGACCUUGCCCCAAUCUCAGAGCUACUGUUGAAGUCUAUGGAAUCCAAGGGUCUUGCGCUAGAUCACGACAUGUUUUCUCACGGCGAGAACCCUCAUGGAUGUGGCCAUGUUCCAAGGACUGUUACUAAUGGCAUUCGUACAACUAGCGCUGACUUUAUCACAAAGAAGAACCAGAAGUCCAACAUCACAAUCAUCCCCGAUGCUCAUGUUGACAAGGUCAUCAUCAAGUCUGUCGAUGAUGGUGUGCUUCAAGCUGUUGGGGUUAGGGCUGUCUUAAAGGACGGCUCUAUUCUUGAAGCACAUGCCAACAAGGAGGUAGUUAUUAGUGGCGGUGCAUAUUGCAGCCCUAACAUCCUUAACCGGUCCGGCAUUGGCGCUCGUACUGAACUUGAGCAACAUGGGAUCAAGACCCUCGUCGACCUGCCUGCAGUCGGAAAGAACCUCCUCGAUCAUCUGAUUGUUUUUAUCUUUUAUGAAACGGAAAGGCCAGGGCUCACUAAUGAUCACCUUGUGUAUCAUGGCGAUGCUUUCAAUCAUACUUAUCAGCUCUGGAAAGAGGAGAAGAAAGGAUUCUUAUCGAGCUUCCCUUUCGGCGCAUUUGCUUUUGCCCGCCUUGAUUCUCGUCUCGCUGACUCUCAGCUUUGGAACUCAGCACCGCGCUUGGAAGGACGUGACCCUAUGGGACUUCUGCCAUCGCAGCCUAACGUUGAGUUCUUUACUACCGAGUGUUAUGGUGGGCCAAAGCAAUAUGAUCAGUUCCCCAUCGAUAACAAGCACGCCUUCAGCAUCAUCGCCGAGCUGUUUGCCCCUCGAUCGCGUGGUAGCGUCUCUCUGCAGAGCGCAGAUGCCAAGGGGGUCCCUGUCGUCGACUGUGGUUAUCUUACCGAUCCUCUGGAUGUGGAAGUGCUUGCGGAAGCCUGCCGUUUCGGCAAUGAAAUUGUUAUGAGUGGUGAAGGAACCAAGGAUAUUGUCAAAGGAUCAUGGCCACCAGGAGCCUCCCACCAUAAACUCUCCACACGAGAGGACUGGGUUCCAUUUGUCAAGGAAAAUGCCACAACAUGCUAUCAUGCUGCGGGUACUUGUGCUAUGGGCAAAGCGUCUGACCCCAACGCUGUGGUGGAUGAACGACUUCGUGUUAAGGGUGUAAAAAAUCUCCGAGUUGCUGAUUGUAGCAUCAUGCCCACUCUUCAUGGAGGGCACACUCAGAUGCCAGCAUUUGGUAUCGGUGAGAAAGCUGCUGAUAUGAUCAAGGAGGACUGGGAUAUUGCUCAAUUUCGUCACAGCUCACCCUCGCUCAAGCUCUAA